AUGAUGAAUUUUCUUUGUAUAUUAGAAGUUUUCUUAAUUCUAUAUCCAUUGUCUACAAAUACAAUUCGUUGCUAUAAAUGUGAAGCUACAAAUGAAUGUAAAACAAUAAAUAAUGAUGUAUCAUCAAAAAACUAUUAUCAUUCAUCAGAUAAUGUUGAAAUAAUUGAAUGUGAAUAUUAUUGUUGGAAAUCAGUUUCACUUGGAAAUGUAUAUCGUGGUUGUGCAAAAAAACGUUGUGCAAUUUCACAUACAGUUGGAACAUUUUCAAGUAGUGUCUGUUGUGGAACAGAUUAUUGUAAUGGAAUUAAUCGAAUGUUUGUAUCAAAAUUUCUCUUGAGUAUCAUCAUUGGAUCAACUUUAAUAUAUCAAUAUUUAUGA
Molecule: messenger RNA, 378 nt
Organism: Adineta steineri
Lineage: Eukaryota; Metazoa; Rotifera; Eurotatoria; Adinetida; Adinetidae
Source: the annotation of a GenBank genome assembly